AUUCACCUUCUUCUGACCUUCACGGCCUUUUGCAAACAAUUGAGACAUGUUGACUGACGAAGCGUGUUUUACUUUGAAAAUUGGUGAUACUUUGUCGUGUCGUGUGGUAUUUUGUGCAUUGUUUUUCGUAAUUUUAGUCGUUAUUUUGUACGAAAUCAUUAUCGAGUCGAUUGUGAUGGCGAUGGCAGUGUUGGCGACUGAUUUAAUGGUCGUACAUCCGGUGUUUAAUAUUGGACUUUCCCUGUGAGAAUGUGAUUUUCAAAGAGGAGAAUCUGGAGUAUCUUGAGUACCUACGAUUUUGUUGUUGCGAACGAAUACCUGCACUCUUGAAACCGAAAUGAGAAGAAUUUGAUGGCUGUUCAUUUUCUUAUUCAAAAGAUGAAUGGGCUACCUGAUGUAUUCCUUCAACUUUGAGCAUUUGUGGAAGAAUGAAAAUGAAGAAAUGGAUAUGGAUAAUAUUCGACAUCGGAUUUUCGAAUUGAUGUACACUCAAGUAUGUUGGACUACUUGCUACGAAACGGAAGGAUAUUCGACAUUGAAUUUUUAAAUUGAUGAACGUUGGGCUACCUGAUGUAUUCUUUAAACUUUGAGCAUUUGUGGAAGAAAUGAAAAUGAAGAAAUGGAUAUGGAUAAUACUCGACAUCGGAUUUUCGAAUUGAUGUACCUACACUCAAGUAUGUUGGACUACUUGCUACGAAAUGGAAGCUGAUAUUCGACGUUGAAUUUUUAAAUUGAUGAUUUUGUGAAGAAUGAAAAUUGAUAUCGGUACUUGCAAAUGAUGCUACGAUCGCCGUGAAAUCUCAAUAAGCUUCAGAGUGCUGCGAUUACUGUUGAAUAUGAAUCGAGCUUCGUGAUAAUGGAGAAUCUGACAUUUAUCAGCGCGUACGUGAGAUAUUUCCCCUCCCUCCGAAGAUGAAUUGGACGCGAUUUUUGGAAUUUCUGCUAGGAUUGGAUUGGAUCGGGUGUUGUCUUGGCAGUUAUAGGCGAAUUAGCGGUCGUCAUUGUCCGUCGGUGAUGGCCACUAAUUGAAGUGCCUCCGCAUGAUUGUGGAUGACGGAUAUGAGCCGGAUGAUUGGUCAACGUGGCGACUUACUCAGAUGGACUUCCUGACACGAAUUGUGCUUCCGUGCUGGUGGAUGCUGAUUUCGUUGCGUAUCCGAGCCGUGGCGAGAUCACUAAAGGUAUUCCAUCUGGCCAUUCUCCUAUCCGGUCAGCUUGGGUACGGUCGGAGAGAAAGUCUGCUAUAUAGUCUGUGUUAGUUGGGGUUGAAAUUUACUUGUUUUUUCUGUUGAAAAUUUCUAAAUUUUGUCUUGCUUUUUUAUUUUUUAUUUAUUUAUUUUUUUCCAUUCAAUCAUUAUUUUUGGCUUCAUAUUUUCUUACAUUCUUCUCCCGUCUCUAUAAAAGGUGUAAACAAUUUUUACGGGUUGGUUUCAAUAUAAGGCAAGUAUGUGGCGUGAGAGUUUUCUACGAAAAUUUCAUUUUUUCCAUUUUUUUAUUUAUUUAUUUAUUUUUUUUCAUUAAAGUUGUCCCUGUGCAUAACUUAUGUCCAACUUUACCAGAUCGUCUCGGUGGCCCAAGGGAAUUGUCGCCGGCGGGCCUGUGGAGUACUGGUAAUGCAAAAUUACAUUUUUUUUUCUGCACAUUCUCUCGAUUUUCGCGAAAAGAUCGCAACUUUCGGGUGGAGGAGUUGCGCAACCGGCUCAUGUCUUGGACGUUACGGCGUAGCCUCCGCGUGUCCCAUGAGAUCCCACUCCCUCAGCAGCAACAGUCUGGAUAAGCCAACUUUACCGCUUCGCAAUGCCAUUAAUCGGGUUGGCGGUAAUGCAAAAAGCUGCACUUUAGGUUUUUGGACCGCGCGUAAAGAUCGCUACGCUCGAGGGAAGACGUAGCGCAGGUUCUCCUGGACGUACCCGGUAUCGAUACUGGCGCGGGUUCCUUGAGAAAUCCUCUUCCCUCAACCCAUUCUCAGUCCUUUGGGUGGGGUACCUAUUCUUGUUCAUGAUGAUGCGUGAAGGGGUAAAGUAUGACGGACUUUGCCAAGAUGGAGGAGAUCUAUAUACUGAGACUACUGUAGGUAUCCUGUUUCAUCGAUUCCGACGUCUGAAUAAAUCUCACCUGAAGAUCUGAUCUUCAUCGAUGAUCUGCAUCUUUCGAUUCGAAUUGAAGCUCGCGAUUGAAAACUGCACCACCGAUCUUGUUAAACAACGAUAUCAUCGAUAUGACCAUCAUGCUACAUUUUUGUUGAAAUUUUCUACACGCAACAAGUGUUCGCGAUGCUGCAUCCGCAGAGACGGCUGUAUGAUUCGAUCUUUCGAUUCCAAAGCCUUCGCAGGGAUUUCAAUAUGUUUGAUGUUUUACUUCAUCGUUGAAAUGUGCAUUUUUUGGAAGAAAGAAAAGCUGAAUAUUUUCACCUCAUGUUAUCGAAUUGGAGGCGAAGACAGACCCUGCCAAUCUAAGAAUGGAACUCAGAUGCAGAUCCUACCAAUACGUGUGAUAUCAUCAGCUCAGCUCCAGAAUACGAGUAUUCUCCGGCUUCGAACGUGUAACGUCUUACUACGUAUGUAAUUUUUGUGAUCUCGAUAUCUCUCGCCUCCCUCCCGCCCCUCCAGUUUCAAUUUUGCGCUAUCAGCUUUCGACAGAAUAUCUAGAGUGGAGAUUUUAUUCAGCAGAACCAGAAUUUUUUACCGAGCUUCAAGAAGCAUUUUUUUGACGAUAAUAAUACAAUGUUUGUAAAUGGAACUUGUCACUCCCCCCUCUCCCUGCAUCGCAGCACUUGGCACGCGUACAAUAGACGCAAUACAGCGCUUAAUAAUUUUUUGAGAAGUGAAUUACAUAUAAUUUAUAGACUUACUGUAGCUCGGAGAACGAUAUUUUUACACGCAAUUUUCAUGCUGUGCGAAUUUUUUGAAUGAUAUAAUGCUCUCACUGGACUACUUUUGAAUGCAGCACCUUUGCGUGAUAAUUUUAGCUGCCACAAUUUUUUCUGGCUGAAGAACGGUAUUUUAUACGAACGUGUACGAAUUUGUAAAUAUGACUGUGCGCUCAACUACUUGAUAUUUGAUUAUUGAAAUGAUUUGAUUGGAAAAGCUGUAUUAUGGUUAUUCCCUGAAGAUGGAAUACGUAGUUCCAUAUUAUUGAGAACUUGCAUGAACGUUCGCUGCUUUGUUUACGUCAUCGAUUUUAUGGAUUAUUUGCGUAGAUAUUCAACGUUUUUAUUUUCAUUUUUUAAAGCUCGACGUACGAUACGAGUAUUUUUACGCUUUAUUUGGGUACUUUAUGGCGUAAGGCUGACUCACGACAACACUCGCAGUACCUGGCUUUGGUUUUUUGACUUCUAUCAAAUCAGUUAUAUUAUUAUAAUUUAUGAUUAUGUUUUUUUUUUUUUUUUUUUUUUUUGAAAAUUGAAUAGGCAUUCGAUGAUUUUGGUUUCAAAAUUGGGAAAAUGUUGGAUGGUUAGUGCGUUUUGAGGAAAGAAAGGUGUUGUUUCACGAUGUAUUAAAUUUGGCUGUUUUCAAAAUUCAUUGUAGGUGUAAGUUGAGCGCCGAUGUUGGUAUCUGGUCAACCUGGAGACCUCACAACAUCGGAAGAGACCCGGAGGGUUUUGCGAUGCCUACUGCGAUCGUCCCCGGCAUCCGGGAUUCCACGGCGGCAUGGUAGGGUCGCAUUAAACGAAGGGUACACAGGGAUGGUAGAUUUUACACGUUUAACUAGAUAUCUAACAUUGUUCGAAUCGCAGGUCGAGAGGUCUCUACGUCGUCGGUGGCGUUCUUUGUGGUACCUCGUGCAUGGCUUUUUCCUUCAAAGACACACUGGCGUGUGAUUUUUGGAGCGAACGAGUCGCGUACGAGUUAUCCGAGACGUUUGUCGGCGAUUGGUGGUGCGUGAAAGGUGCGUGUCGAAGCUGUAGGGUCAGGCGAGGUUAGGGUAGAAAUCCGUGCGCCGUCUACUUGCUUACUGGUUCCCGGCGGUACACGUGCCGACCGGGGUUUUUAGAGGAUCGGCUUAUCAAAGAGGAUGUAGGCUGGCGCCUUUCAGGCGGUCUGUUAUCACGGUGAGUGUAGGGAAUUGAGAUACUGUUCCGGAGAGUUGGGCCCGACAAAGGGUUCGAUUGUCUGGACUGUUGAGAGUGCGAGAAGAGCGGGUGUCGAUCUGGAUUUUUAUGCUUUGUUAGAAUCUAGUUAAAUGUGUAAAGUCUUUCCGUCAUCGUAUUGGGGUAGAGAAAUAAUUAAAAAUGAUGUAUUAAAAUGUUUAGCAUCGAACUUUCUAUAGGAAUGUGUUUUAGUCAUCAUUGGUCGGAUGGGAGAUGACUGGGGUUCGAUUUCGGUACUGUGUGAAGAGUCAGGUACAGGUGAGUCGUUACUAUGUUACGUAUAUAAGUUAGUUUACUCGAGUCGAUUCAGGUGAGUCGUUAUUUAAUUAUUUAUUAAUUAAGAUUAGUUCAUUUGCGUCAAAUUUGAGAUAUAUAAGAUAAGUGACGAGCGAAAUUGUCGAGCAUUGAACGCUGUUUUUCGAUGAAAUAUGUCGAGAAAUUGAAAUUAGGACCCCCCCCCCCCACCCCUUUACUUUUUAUGUAUAUCAUGUUGAUAAUGUAUAAUUUCUGUUUGUGUAUUUUUUUUUUUUUUUUUGAAAAAUUUGUAUCAUGUCACAUGUUAUUAUUAUUCGUGUAUUUUUGUAAUGACCAAUCAUGGUUUUUCACUGUCGAGCGGCCGGCAGUGUUUUUUACUCCAGAUUGGUCAACGUGUUGUAGAAUUAAGUUUGUAUUGAUUUCUUUGCCGUUGAAUAUUUAAAACGAAUUUCGUUU
Messenger RNA from Planococcus citri (citrus mealybug), 4801 nucleotides. RefSeq lists its product as uncharacterized. The record is from RefSeq and is a predicted model, not a curated record. Bases 2137 to 2565 code for a protein of 142 amino acids. The transcript is spliced from 11 exons. NCBI's taxonomy places the organism in Eukaryota, Metazoa, Arthropoda, Insecta, Hemiptera, Pseudococcidae.